Messenger RNA from Cyanidioschyzon merolae strain 10D, 513 nucleotides. Its product is annotated as similar to histone H1. Lineage: Eukaryota; Rhodophyta; Bangiophyceae; Cyanidiales; Cyanidiaceae. The transcript has a single exon. The coding region runs from base 1 to 513 and encodes 170 amino acids. Gene Ontology annotation, biological process: nucleosome assembly. The record is from RefSeq and is a predicted model, not a curated record. Gene Ontology annotation, molecular function: structural constituent of chromatin; DNA binding. Gene Ontology annotation, cellular component: nucleosome.
AUGCCGGAAAAAGCGAGUCAUCCGAAAUAUCUUGAUAUGGUGAAAGAGGCGAUACGGAAGAAUUAUUCUGUGAAGGGCACAAGCCGACAGAAAAUCAAGUCGUUUAUUGAGCAGACGUACCAUAUUCAGGCCCUGAACAGCAUUCUGCGAGCAACACUGGAGAAGGCUGCGACAGAGGGGGUAAUUGAGAAGACGAGCGACGGCUCGCGGUACCGACUCACGAGCAAAGGACGCCUUUCCAUGGAGAAGAAGAAGGAGAAAAAAAUCCGUAAGCCGGCGAAAGUCACCAAGUCGGCGGUGAAGAAGGCGACUACUUCGAAAGCGAAGAAGCCGCGCAAGGCGGCCGUCAAAGUUAAGAAAGUCAUCAAGCCGUCUAUGAAGAAGACUUCGGCUCCGAAAGCGAAAAAGCUGGCAAAGCCUUCCAAGAAAGCAAGCGGUGCUGUGACGAAGAAGAGCGCUGCGAAACCGGCGAAGAAAGUCUCCAUGAAGAAGGCGCCCAAGCCGAGCAAGUGA